Scophthalmus maximus (turbot) is the source of this 1379-nucleotide messenger RNA. RefSeq names its product haptoglobin. The record is from RefSeq and is a predicted model, not a curated record. Gene Ontology annotation, molecular function: serine-type endopeptidase activity. Gene Ontology annotation, biological process: proteolysis. The transcript has 4 exons. Bases 114 to 1046 code for a protein of 310 amino acids. Lineage: Eukaryota; Metazoa; Chordata; Actinopteri; Pleuronectiformes; Scophthalmidae.
GAAAUUUCCAGAACUCUGGGCAGAUAUAAAACCUCCCACCUCCUAAGCGUAAAACUCACCCAAGAGCAGAGAUUAAUAACUAGUCUUUGAAGAAGAUAAAUAUUUUCUACAAAAUGAGGGUUUCGCAGACUGUGCUCCUCCUGGCUGCAUGGGCCUGUCUGGCAGUGUCUCACACGGAGGAAAGGAUGGAACGUUCUGUGUCAGCCUCCAGGAUGGCACAACUCCGCUCCAGGCGAAUGGUUGGAGGGACUCUGGCCCCCAGUGUCCCCUGGCAGGUCAUGGUCUACCUUUCUGAUGGUGUUCUGGACGGAGGCUACGCGGGUGGAGCUCUCAUCUCUGACCGCUGGGUUUUGACGGCUGGCAGGAACCUUUUUGUCAGAAAGAGUCGAGAUCACAUUCAGGGAAAAGAGCCUAUAAUACCUAAAGUAUACCUGGGAAUCUUACAUCGGGACCAAGCAAAGGCCUCCACAGAGGUUGCCGUAGAGAAGAUUUUUCUCCAUCCAGGCUUCCAGAACCAUUCUGACUGGGACAACGACCUGGCUCUGAUCCAGCUGAAGGAGCCCGUGGUUAUGAGCGAUAAAGUGACCCCCAUCCCCCUGCCUGAGAUGGGACAAAACCUGACUGACACCUGGUCAGGGGUCAUCAGUGGCUGGGGCUGGGGGGUCUACCUUAACGCUGCUGCAUCACUUAAAUUCCUUAUACUCCCCCUGGUCGAUAAUUCUUACUGUAAAGCAGAAUAUGAAGGUGACGCUUUAACACCAGAUGUAGACGACAACAUGCUCUGCACAGGAGCUAGAGAGUUUGGAGAAAAUGUUUGUUUUGGUGAUGCGGGAGGAGCUCUGGCUGUCAAAGACACGAAAACUGGGGACAUUUACGCUGCAGGGAUCCUUUCCUAUGACAAGCCCUGCCGCAACAACAAGUAUGGAGUCUAUAUGAAGAUUUCCUCAUAUUUACCCUGGAUCCACAGUGUCAUCAGGGGAGACACAGAGAAAUCAUCGGCUCUGCGCUCUGAGGCAAUCGCCAAAAUGCACACCUGGCAGCUUUAGAGUCACAUAGAAUCACCAAGUAUACUAACUAACUCCAGUAAGUAAGUCAUUUUUAACCACAGAUUAGAAAACGUGUUACAGUUCUGGAGGCCACUGACAAGAGGACAGAGGCGUCGAAUUAGAAAAUGUGCUGUUCUCGAGAACAAAAAAUACAUUUUGUUGUUUAAUUUGGAGGUUUUUAUUAUUAUUUAAAAGUAAACUGCUGUGUCUCCUUGUGAUGUUCCACUGUUAACUCUGAAAAGAGAACACAAGGUUGAGACCACAUUUCAUCAUGUGCCGUCAUCAGCAUGAAAGCAAAAUUUGCAAUAAAAGCGAAUGACUCAAUUGAAAAUA